CCGGAUGGUAACCCUACCGUAAAGGGGAAUCUGCCUGACAACGCUUCCUACAUCUAAUUGCGCCUUUCUCAUACCCGGCUUUUGGGCAAUCCGUUCUUCUAUUCCAUUUCCGAUACAUAUAGACAAACUGGGGGCUAGGCGCCCUUAUUAACAACAAAAGCAAAAGUUAGGGCCAAGCGCAUCUUUUACGUCAACGUCAAUCCCGUCAGCCACCAGUUUGUUGGCCCAUCGGUCGGCCCGUCAGUGCACCUAACAGCGAUGCUUCCGUGCUCUCGGCGACUCUGAUUCCAGAACACACUCCACUCUACCUGAUUUCUUUAACCGCCUUUGCCGCUGGCACUUGACCAUGUCGAGCUUCGUCCCACAGGAUUUCUCCUGGACAUCAAUCCCAACCGAACUACUCGCCGCCGAGCUAGCACGCCGCGAUGACGUCGACACAAAGCCCAAGUGUGGUAGUAAAGAUAGAGGACACUAUGACACUGCACUCCAUGUUUUUGCCCUCGGCCUGAUCUUGUUUCUGAGCACAUGCGCUUGUGCAUUUCCCCUUCUCACCAACCGAUCCGGCGGCGGACGACGACAAACGAGAAUAGUCUUCAUUUGUCAACACUUUGGCACCGGAGUACUCAUCGCGACCGCCUUUGUGCACCUACUACCGACAGCCUUCCUCUCCUUGACCGACCCUUGCCUGCCACAUGUUUUUAGCAAGGGAUAUACGGCCAUGGCUGGCCUCGUGGCCAUGACGGCCGCCCUUGUAGUCGUCUCGGUCGAAUCCUACCUCACAACCCGCGGCGGUCUGACACACAGUCACAGCCAUCACCAUGUAUGGGACGAGGACGAUGCGGAGGAAGGGGAGGACGGCAACAAAACGCACGGUAUGAACAGGUCUAGCAGUAGCGGUGGCCUGGCCGCUCGCCGGGAAAGGCGUCCUUCGAAUAUCAUGUUGGACGACAUUGGCGCCUCGGAAGGUCUCAUGGCCGGCGCCUCACCGCUCCCCGAAUCUACACCAGUCGUGGCCUCUACGAACGACAGGAAACAAUUGAACGGGAAUGCACACCAACCACAAGAAAGAAGCUACCAACCUCGCGACUCUUCAUCUUCGUCCCGGGAAUCCCUGGAUCUAGAACUGAAUCUCGACGAACUCGAGCCAGUCCCCGAGAACGACGCCCAACCCUCAGCCCCGCCACCGCAACAACACGGACGCAUGAUGGGACAGACACCAGCGCCUCCGCCUGACGAACAAAAACGGCUCCUGCUGCAGUGCCUGCUCCUCGAAGCCGGCAUCCUCUUUCACAGCGUCUUUAUCGGCAUGGCGCUGUCAGUGGCAACGGGACCAGCCUUUGUCGUGUUCCUGGUGGCGAUAUCAUUCCACCAGUCGUUCGAGGGCCUGGCGCUCGGGUCGCGGAUCGCGGCCAUCCACUUCCCGCGGUCUUCCAUCCGGCCGUGGCUGAUGGUGCUGGCGUACGGCACGACGACGCCCAUCGGGCAGGCCAUCGGGCUGCUGGUGCACAACAUGUACGACCCGCGCAGCCAGGCCGGCCUGCUGAUGGUCGGUUUCAUGAACGCCAUCAGCGCGGGCCUCCUGCUCUUUGCCGGCCUCGUCCAGCUCCUGGCCGAGGACUUUUUGAGCGAGAAGAGCUACCGCGUCCUGCAGGGAAGGCGGCGAACCGAGGCUUUUCUGGCCGUGUUUGGGGGUGCGGGGUUGAUGGCUGCGGUGGGAGCUUUUGCGUGAAAGAGACGAGGGUUUUUAGUUUUGGUGAUUUGUUUUUUUUUAAUCUUUUUUUUUAUUUAUCAUUUGUUAAUUGCCCUAAACUUGCGGUCUAUUCUUCAAUUCUUUUUCACAUACAAAAGCGAUGCGUUUGAUCAUUCGGACAAUUGUCUCUUUUCUCCUGCUGGAUAUUGCAUCACUCGGUGUUUUGGGGAAGCGACGGCAUAUUGUAGUGUGAGCAUCGUCUGGGAACGGAUUCAAUUGAUUUGAAAACUGGAACUGAACCAAAAUGACGACAGCCUCGUAUCUGUCAAAAGGAGCUAUAUUAAUCAUGAUAGGUCCGGUUCGGUUAGAGCUUAUGGUCAUAAAAUUGAAUUGAUGAUCGAGCAAAGCUAUUUCACUGAAAGGAUGCUGACUGAGUGAGUAGUCGAGCUGAUUGUGGCAAGGUCCCAGCUUCGUUGGUCCAU
Pyricularia grisea is the source of this 2172-nucleotide messenger RNA. RefSeq lists its product as uncharacterized. Gene Ontology annotation, molecular function: zinc ion transmembrane transporter activity. NCBI's taxonomy places the organism in Eukaryota, Fungi, Ascomycota, Sordariomycetes, Magnaporthales, Pyriculariaceae. Bases 347 to 1729 code for a protein of 460 amino acids. Gene Ontology annotation, cellular component: plasma membrane. Gene Ontology annotation, biological process: zinc ion transmembrane transport. The record is from RefSeq and is a predicted model, not a curated record. The transcript is spliced from 3 exons.